Funneliformis geosporum is the source of this 182-nucleotide messenger RNA. The record is from the annotation of a GenBank genome assembly. Lineage: Eukaryota; Fungi; Glomeromycota; Glomeromycetes; Glomerales; Glomeraceae.
CAGAGCAAGUAUCUCUUAACCAAGAUCAAGAAUCGAUCCCAAAAGAACUAUCUGAUACUGGGUGUUCUGCUUCUGAAAAGAUACUAGUGAUAUCCAAUCCUGUGAUUGAAAUUUCAGCAGAUAUUGAUGGACAGUCUCAAAAAUAUAUUCUUGGUUCUUCUAAUGAUAUAUUAUCACAAUAG